UUUACAUCGCGCUUUGAGUUCACCAUCACCUCUAUGUUCUAUUGCUAUCUCUCUCGACCCAACUGAAUUUGUAGAGAGCGCCGCGGUGCGAAGAGUGCCGACCGGUAGACGCGACUUGGCCAAGUUGAAGAGCGACGUGCCUGCAUCCACCAGUCGAACCUCGCCAACUGUUUUCCGCUUGACUCGACACAACUCGAGCGAACGACGCUCCCGGCCAACGAACCAAAGCCAGCUUCGACUUGUAGGCUUCAAGGACGAGAAGCGACCGACCUUCCGGUCCCAUGACUGCGCCAACAGGCAAUGGCGAUGUGCCUGCGCCGGACGCAGGCGCGGCCGUCGUGUCCAAACCAAAACGCGUUCGCACCGGAUGUUUGACGUGUCGCGAGCGCCAUCUCAAGUGCGACGAAGGAGCUCCCAUCUGCCAGAACUGUCGCAAGUCCAAUCGCCAAUGUAAACGCGGUCUGCGCCUCAACUUCAUCGACACCAACUGCCAGGGACCUCCGCAAAAGGCUCCCACUCUGGAAUGGAAGGUAGACUUCGUGGACGAGUCUCGCGAAAUUGCGUCCGAGUACGUCGGAGGUCUUGAAAAGUACGGCGCAAAGGACGCGCGCCCUUCGCGGCCAUCAAUCGUCCAGCCGCAGCUGCAAGCCACCGACAUGACGGGCAUGCCCAUGUUCGAAUACAACCCGGCUGCUGUAGCACAUGCACAUGCUCAAGCACAAGCUCAGGCACACGCUCAAGCACAACAUGCACACGCUCAAGCCCAGGCACAAGCCCAAGCUCAUGCUCAUGCCCACGCUCAAGCUCAAGCCCAUGCUCAAGCUCAGGCCCAUGCUCAAGCACAAGCCCACGCCCAGGCGCAGGUGCAAGGAGCUACUCCGUCUGCCCCAAAUAUGGCAUACCAACCGCUUCCAUCUAUCCAGGGCAUACUCCCCGAGUCAUAUCCUCAGGUCGAGGAUCACAAGUAUGAUGCCUAUAACACAUCAAAUCAUGCCACUCAAGAUUCUCCUUUCUCGAAUCAACAGAGGAACUCAAUAUCAGCCUACAGUCAACAGCAAGAUCAAGAUGACCCCGCUGAAGGCAGACGCGAAUUUCUGACUACCCAAGAGGAGACUUUGUUCAUGCAAGUUUUCGUCGAGGAGGUCGGCCUCUGGAUGGACAGCAUGGAUCCGAUGAAACACUUUUCCCGCUUGCUACCCUUCCAUUCGUUAGGCGAGCCAAUGCUACUGAACGCCUUCUUGGCGUGUGGUGCCCGCCACUUAGUCCUCGUCAAUUCUGCUUACAGUGAAGAAAAGGCUCUGCACUAUUACGAUACUGCAACCCGAUACCUUCUCAAGAACCUUCAGAAUCCUAACCGCGACACUAUCGUUUGUGCAACUACUGCGGUAAUUUUGAACGUCUAUGAGAUUAUGAGCGAGCGCGCGCUACAAAGGAUGAAUCAUAUUGCAGGUGCGCGUGCUCUCAUCAAAGAAUGUGGAUGGAACGCGCGUUCAUCAGGCAUUGGUGCUGCUUGCUUCUGGCUGAACGUUGGACUGGAGGUCCUGAGUUGUCUCCACUUCAACUGGCAGGUCGCUUGGGAUCCUGAUGACUGGGGCAUUGAUAUGGAUUUCAACCGCGAGAUUCACAACGGUCGGGAAGAGAUCUGGACUCAUCGCAUGUUGUACAUCGUUGCAAAGGUUGCGAACUUCAGAGCUACCAUACCUCGACACCAGGAGCAAGACCAGCGUGAUGAAGAAAUGCGCCGCCAAAACAGGUACGGUGAAUGGCAGAAGUUGAAGUCUUGGACAGAUGCCUGGAACGACAACAUCCCACGUACCAUGCACCCUAUGGCCUACCUCUACCCUCAGCACACUUCAUCCAAAUCUUGUUUCCCAGAAGUAUGGUUGAUCAAGCGUACAACCAUUGUCGCUCGCCUCUUCUACCACACCGUUAUGGUCCUUCUCUCACAAAUCCAUCCCUAUUUUGGUCUGGAUAACCCUGAAAUGCACGACAUGCAGCACCGCCAUUCGCAAAUGAUCUGCGGUAUUACGGCUCACGUCAAAGACAGAGGAGUUGCUAGUGUAGCUAUCCGUUCCUUGGCACACGCUGCUGAGUGCUUGACCGAGCGUCGCGAACAAGAGGAAGUGCUUCAGAUCUUCCAGAAAAUCAACAAGGAGACCGGAUGGCGCAUCAACUUUGUUUUCAAAGAACUCAAGGAGAAGUGGAACUGGCACGACGAACCUCAGCCACCUCCACAGCCUGUGGCCCCUGUCUCGACGUCACUGCUCACGAGCCCUGUGCCAAUGCAGCAACAAUACGGACAAUACUCGACCACUAUCUCGAGCGUUGCCGCGCCUGCACCCGCGCAGCCUCCAGCUGCGAGCAGACGUCCCCCAGCGGGCAUGGUGAACCCAAUGUUUGCCAAUGCCGAUUUCACCAUGCCAUCACACCCAUAUCAGAACGUGUAUGUGGCACCCAACCCCGUCACCAACCAGUCUGCAUUGUAUUAUCAAGCCUAGUGCACGACAGUUCGUGUAAGAAAACCUCUGGGCAACUUCUACCAUGGCAUGGACUACAUAUUGAUUCCCAAUUUUGUGGUUCUCUAAUUCUGUCUUUUUUAUUCGAUCCAUGCGGAUAAACGCCCGCGAAUACCGCGUAUACCGCGUAAUGUCUCGUUGAGAGGUUUCCUGAAAGUCCAGGAAGAAGGAAUGGUGCCAAAACGAUCUGAUCAUGUCUGACACGAAAGAAAAAGGAGGGAUUGGUGGUUUUGUUCAUGCGGCGUUACAUGGUGCAAUAAUGAAUCUGAUCUUUUUGCUCGUCUGCUGCAUUUUGCUAGCUGAAAAACUGUUAUGCGUUUACUAGACCAUAUAUAUACCCUUGUUAUCU
Aureobasidium pullulans EXF-150 is the source of this 2865-nucleotide messenger RNA. RefSeq lists its product as uncharacterized. Gene Ontology annotation, cellular component: nucleus. Gene Ontology annotation, biological process: positive regulation of transcription by RNA polymerase II. NCBI's taxonomy places the organism in Eukaryota, Fungi, Ascomycota, Dothideomycetes, Dothideales, Saccotheciaceae. The record is from RefSeq and is a predicted model, not a curated record. The coding region runs from base 282 to 2498 and encodes 738 amino acids. The transcript is spliced from 3 exons. Gene Ontology annotation, molecular function: transcription cis-regulatory region binding; DNA-binding transcription factor activity, RNA polymerase II-specific; zinc ion binding.